UCAUUCAUCAUCAGUAGUACAUUUUUUUCCAAAUUUUCCGAACAAACUUUCUUGCAUUGUCGAUUAACUCCAAUCCGUCCACGCGUGAUAGGAGUUACGCGAUGAGACCAAACAUGAGCAGUUUAGUGAUUGGAUGUUUGUUCCAUUUACUAGCUAUCCUAUUGCCUUGCCAAUCAGCUCACGAUCCCACCAAAAGCUUCGUCUCCUUGCCCUUCAAUCCCUCCUAUUACCACAUCCAGAGCCCUUACAAUUUGCCUGAGAAGAAGCGGUACAGCUUCGUCAAUGGAGUCCACAAGUGCUGGGUUUACUCCACUGACAAGCCGCACUCCCGCACCAGCAGGACCAAGCCUCGCACCGAGAUCGCUAUUAUGGGUUAUCGAUACAACUCAGGUAUAUGGGAAUUCGAAGCGUAUGGUUACGUACCGAAAGGGACAUCUGGUGUGUCGAUUAUGCAAGUGUUUGGUAGCAAACCUCCGAGGGCGACUUCAUUGAUGCUCAUGGUUUACGGCGGCAGCCUUCGUUACUACAGCAAAGGUCCAGUCGUGCUCGCGGACGUUUACGACAAGUGGUUCAAGCUGAACGUGAUCGACGAUUUCGAUUCCGGGAAGAUCCGGGUCUACAUUAAUAAUGUGCUCAAGCUGGAGGUUGUUGGCCGCGGGGGCAAACAUCAUGCGUUCAAAUGUGGAGUGUACGCGCAACGGAAAGCUUCUCGUCGCAUGGAGUCUCGUUGGAGAAACAUCAAGAUUUCCAGAAAGAGAGCCUAAAUUGUGUUAGUGUUGUGGUAUAUGAUCUACGAUUGAACCUCUCCCAACAACUCGAGUUAUUGGGAUUAACCGGUUCUUGACAUGGUAUCAAAGCCUUCUGUGACCGACAUGUCUUGUGUUCGAUUCCCGGUUGCCCCCAUUUGUUAAGCAUAUGAUAUUCUUGUCUUCAGACCUGUGCAAACUUCCAUGCCCUUGUGAGUGGUUUUCGUUUGAGGGGGCGUGUUAGUGUUGUGGUAUAUGAUCCAUGAUUGAACCUCUCCCAACAACUCGAGUUAUUGGGAUGGGGGCGUGUUAGUGUUGUGGUAUAUGAUCCACGAUUGAAUCUCUCCCAACAACUCGAGUUAUUGGGAUUAACUGGUUCUUGACAGAUUGAUCGCGUGUGUAGUAAUAAAUCAAUCCAGUAAUAGGGGGAAAAAGUGUUUAGCGACGGUUUUUUAGAAGUUCCUAGCUAGCCAACUAGUUGUGUGGGGAUGGUUUGGGCUAGAAAAUUGUUCGAGGGAUCGUAGGGUCUUUGUGUUUAUCCUAAAAAUUCACUUUGUACCACAUCAAUUAAAUACAAACGAUUAAAUGAAUAUGUGAGACCAAUUUUAUUAUACCUUUUUAAAUUAAUUAAGUGGGUCACAUUGAUUAGAUUUUUUGGGCCCAUAACUCCAUACAAUCAUGCGUCACUUUUAGUCAUUUGUUCCAAAAUUUGAUUGUGUUGAAGCAACCCCCAUGAUGUGGCGAGGAGGUGAUUAACUUACCACCACCCCCUUGAUGUUGUGAGGGGGGUGGACGUCAUCAAGGGCGGACCUAGGGCAAGGGGAGGAGUGUCGUCCGACACCCCUCAGCCCGAAAAUUUUGUGAAGGAGCUUCAUUUUUUCGGACAAUUUUUUUUAACUUAUUUAUUUUAACUUAGGACAAUUUUUUCUAAAAUAGCCGAUUGGUAGCAAACUUAUUAAUUUUAACUUAAUAUGAUUUUAGACGUAGGUCGAUUCUCUUUAGUCGAGUGACUAAUUUAUGAAUGAUUAUGUAGUUGUGUAUAUCGAAAAAGGUUUGAUUUGCAACAUAAACGAUGAAUGUAUUUUAAAAAAUCUCAACAUAUGAAAAAUUGUCAUAAUUCGUAGUAAACAUGACGUUGUGAACUUAUAAAUGAAUUUCCACUAUUUUUUAUUAAAUUUUUAUUUAAUUAUUAUAAUUUUUUAUCAGCGACACCCCUCUUCAAUAAUCCUGGGUCCGCCACUGGACAUCAAACCGCGGGGGCGGAUCAGGUCAGUAACCUUAUGGUGAGUAACCAUUAGUAACCUGUCCACAUCCGCAUGACAUCAGCAUCUCCUCUCUCCUGGAAAGUCUUUUAUCUUUUCCCCUUUAAUCUUUAACGAAUGAAUUCUCUCUCAUUUUAAGUCGAUUUUUUUUUUCACAGAUAAAUCAGAUUAAAUGUG
Molecule: messenger RNA, 2185 nt
Organism: Linum trigynum
Lineage: Eukaryota; Viridiplantae; Streptophyta; Magnoliopsida; Malpighiales; Linaceae
Source: the annotation of a GenBank genome assembly